UCUGUGUUCACCUUCUGCCUCUAUAAAUACAAGACAAUGUGUUGAGAUACUCUGUACAUUUCAUUGUCAGUCUCCUUGAUCAUUCCUUCAAACAAACUCUGCGAUUUUCUACAUAGUUUCAAUGGCGACCACAGAGAAACCAACGAUGCUGGUAGGAAUCGACGAUAGCCACCACAGCUUGUACGCACUUGAGUGGACACUGGAUCACUUCUUCACAAAUUUUCCUUCAAAUCCUCCUUUUAAGCUUGUUGUCCUUCACGCCAAAGCUCUUCCUUCUUCUGUUGUCGGCCUCGCCGGGCCUGGAGCAGUGGAUAUUGUGCCAAUUGUGGAUGCAGAUUUGAAGAAAACUGCGGCCAGGGUUGUGGAAGCGGCCAAGCAAAUGUGCAGCAGCAAAUCGGUGCACGACGUACAAUUUGAAGUGAUGGAAGGAGAUCCUAGGAAUGUCCUCUGCGAGGCCGUAGAAAAAUACCAUGCCUCCAUGCUGGUUUUGGGUAGUCAUGGCUAUGGAGCUAUCAAAAGGGCGGUUCUGGGCAGUGUAAGUGAUUACUGUGUUCAUCAUGCACACUGCACCGUGACGAUUGUAAAGAAGCCGAAAAUCAAACACUGAGCCACUUUACCAGCUUCUAAAUUAAGAACCACCCAUAAAAUGGUUGCAAUAUUAUUACUUUAAUAAGUAUGCAACCUUCAAAAUUGAUAACAUGUAUUGUUUGAGCCCCAUAUAUAUCAUACCAUUUCUCCGAAAUGUAGUAUGUAUUAUUCAGCUUCGCUUUGUGUGAACGUUUCAAUGUUUCACUAAAUUUGAUGUACUUCCAUAAAAUUUGUAGCCAUAUGUCAAAACUAGUUCCAUGAGUUGAUUUUUUAGUUAUGUUA
Pistacia vera is the source of this 870-nucleotide messenger RNA. RefSeq names its product universal stress protein PHOS34-like. The record is from RefSeq and is a predicted model, not a curated record. The transcript has 4 exons. Lineage: Eukaryota; Viridiplantae; Streptophyta; Magnoliopsida; Sapindales; Anacardiaceae. Bases 122 to 607 code for a protein of 161 amino acids.